ACGCAGAGAGCCGUGCAUUUUGUUUUCUUUUCUCCUUGUCUCCUUUUCUCCUUUUCUUUUUGUUAUUACGAGAAAAGAUUUUUUGUUUAUCAGGAUUAGGGAUUUCCCUAACAAGGAAAAAGGAAAUGGAUAUCUAUUAUUAAUCGGAUUCUUCAAGGCACUCUAUAUUUUUCUCCUUGUUCUUCUUCUGCUCUUGUUUUUCCGCCGAACCUAUCUUCCCUGAAAUGCAACCUCUCUUGGAGGUUCUGGACUUGUUUCAUUCUCACCCGAUAUCCUUUUAUCCUUCGCAAGUAUCAUCAGUAUCUCUUUCAAAGCGAAGCCCUGAUAUUGAUGUUGAGAAUAGUUUUGCUGUUCGAAAGCAUCAGAAGCCGAAAAUCAAGUGGCUUUUUGGAGAAAAUAUUGAAUCUCUGUAACCUCAUCGUGUUCUAUUGAAGGAGGGUUUAUUACGCAGAAUCCUUUAUUUGUUCUGGGUAUCCAUGAAAGGAAAUCCAGUUUUUCGCCGACCCUUUUUUGCUUUUUAGAGUUAUUAUGGAUCCUAAUUCAGAAAUCCAUGAAAUUAGCUCUGACGAAGACGGUACAUGGGACGAAGGCAGUGACGAUAAUCUCGAUUGGAUUUCGGAACUGCUUGAUCCCGAUGGCGGUGAAACAGAAGAUUCUGACGAUGUGGUGUUUAUGGGCGAGAUUCAGAUUUCUAAGCCUACGGACAGAGUGAAACCGGUCUCUGGGGAUGUUUUUGAUGAUGAUUGCACUAUUUUGGAGACCGACCCUGAUAAUCCAGUUGCAGUUGAAAAUGACUCAGCAGAUGGAUCGGAUGAGUUGCUUAUUGUCGGUGAAAAGGGACAGCUAGCGUGCAGAGACUUCCCUCACCCACGACACCUGUGUGCUAAAUUCCCCUUCAGCUCGACUCCACAUGACAAGUACUGUGACCUGUGCCACUGUUACGUCUGUGACUCGCAUGCACCAUGCAGUGACUGGGGCACUGGUGUUUGUACUACCGACCAUUGUCAUUCCAACGAUAAAGAGGAGGAAUGGAAGUUACAGAGGAAAUUUUUCAAGCAAGGCAAAUUACCAUCAACACCAGGCCAGAAGCUUCCUAAUAAUACUCUUCCAAUGAUGCCUGCCUUGCCCAACCAAACUCCAGCAUUCAAUCUGUUGCAACUCCCCAACAGUGGUUCUGUAACGCAUUCUGUCUAUUCACCCUCUCUCUCUGCUUGCUCCUUGACGACCAGUUUUGGUGUGCCUAGUAUCAUAGGCCACAGAAGUAAUCAGUGUCCAGGACUAACCCUAAACAGAAACAGAUGCCCACAGAAUUUAAGCAGAUCGUCGUUGAUGCCUGGUACACAUAACCUCAUUCGAAGAGAGAGAAACGAGAUUGUUGGUGCUUUGGGACCUCAAUUCACUACACAGCGGUUUAAAAGGGUGGGGUCUGUGCCAACCGUUUUCCCAAUGGACCAACAUGGAUAUGGUUCAUCUAAUAGCAGAAAUUCAUACAAAUCACAUCCACUGAAGAACCAACAUCCAUUGGUUUUGCUAAAUCACGAUAUUAAUGUGAGCUGGCAGGACAUUCUUGCAGGAAGUGAUCCGAACUUUGGUUCCUGCGAGAGUAACUCCCAGCCAAAUACUGGCAGCAACUUCACAGAAUUUCAGUUAUAUACUACUGCUCAAACCCAUGUAUAUGGUCAGCACAUUCCUCAAUCAGUUGGGGACCAAAAUUUGGACCAACAUGAGAAUCCAGCUCCAGUUGCUGUAAAUCCUAGUGUGCUGGACUUCAACUCAGUUUGGAUGGAUGGUUCAACCCAGGGUGCUAAACAUUCCACAUCAGAAGCUUCCCAAAUUCAAGGUGUACAACCAAUAUCUGACCUGCUAAAUGACCAAAGUUUUUACCAGAAUGAAAGUCUGCCGGUUAGUGCUUCCAAUCCCCAUUAUACUGGGAUCCCAAAUCCAGGUUCAUCGGAUUUGGAAAACUGGCGUAGUUCUCUGGACUAUGAUGAGUCCGAUUCAGGGAUUGCAAAAGAUUCCAUGCCAUGUGAACUGGAUUUUGUGCCUCUCCCGCCCAGCCCUGUAGAGCCAGCCAUGCUUUAUUAUGAUAUGGAAAGCUCUUGGAAUCUUGCACAUGUCUAGCAAAUUCAUCAGAUUUUUAUUGCUAGUUUGGGAAUCAGGUAAGGAGCCUAACCUUUUUUUUUUGGGUGAAUAGCCAACCUUAUUUUCACUAUCAGGAAUUUUAGGUUCGGUUGUUUUAGAAGCUGAGGGGGCAGGUCUAACCUGAUCACCUUGACAAUUCAAUAUAGUUUGUACUUUGUACAGGAUUUGGUGGUCUUGCAAUGAGUAUAAUUGUUAUAAACUUAGUACUUAAAA
Macadamia integrifolia is the source of this 2355-nucleotide messenger RNA. RefSeq lists its product as uncharacterized. Bases 529 to 2121 code for a protein of 530 amino acids. The transcript has 3 exons. The record is from RefSeq and is a predicted model, not a curated record. NCBI's taxonomy places the organism in Eukaryota, Viridiplantae, Streptophyta, Magnoliopsida, Proteales, Proteaceae.